UGAUUCCUUUUUCAUCCAUGCAAAAAUAUUAUAUCAAUGCAUUAAAUCCCUAAGCCCUUGUGUAUAUAUAUAAUAUACCCCCAUAGGCGAAGGACAUGAAAGUAAUUAAAAAAAACCUACUAGAGAUCAGAUCAUAUCAAUGGGGAUUCGGUUACUGGAGAUGAUGCUUCACGCGAAGCAGAUUAUCAGAAGACGGUCACACUCGAAGCAACAGUGCUCAUACAGAACAUCGUCGGAUAGUAAAGUGGUAAAUAUUGUCCCAAAAGGCCAUUUCGCGGUUUACGUUGGGGACGAAGAGAAGAACAAGAGAUUUGUGGUUCCGAUAUCGUACUUGAAGCACCCUUUGUUCCAAGCUUUGUUAAGGCAAGCCGAGGAAGAGUUCGGUUUCGAUUAUCCGGUGAGGGGUCUUAUUGUUCCAUGUGCCGAAGAGGAAUUCAUCAAGCUAACUCGAAUAAGUAAUGCUUGAGCCAAAGCUCGUAAUAUUUUUUUUGGGUACAUAUUACAAAUUAGAGAAGAAUGAUAAUAUCAAGAUAUAAAUCUUGAUUUUUGAGGUGCUAAGAAGAACAGAGAUUAACAAGCAAAGCCAUAUAUAUAUAUAUAUAUAGAUAUGGUGAUUUUGAUUUGCAUUUUUUUAAUUUUUUAUUUUGUAAAUGUGUUUUGAAUUUUGAAGGUUGCAAAUUAAUCCCAAAAUUUUGUUGCUUGUUUGGGUUUCUUUUGGAAAGUGCAUAAAAAAAUUUGUUUAAGAUGUUUCACCAUAUCAUGUAAUUAUAUUC
This is a messenger RNA of Gossypium arboreum, 773 nucleotides long. Its product is annotated as auxin-induced protein X15-like. The coding region runs from base 140 to 466 and encodes 108 amino acids. The record is from RefSeq and is a predicted model, not a curated record. Gene Ontology annotation, biological process: response to auxin. Lineage: Eukaryota; Viridiplantae; Streptophyta; Magnoliopsida; Malvales; Malvaceae. The transcript has a single exon.